UUUUAUGAUUUGAUUUGACGUUAACUUAUUUUUAGGACUUCAGUUGUUUAUGCCUAAUUUUAUUUUUAUAAAUUAUUAAAUCGCAACUAUAAGAAAGAACUAGUCUUUGUGAUUCAUAAGAAAGAACUCUAUAACAAACUAAAAUGUUUUCAAGAAAUGAAAAGAAAAAGAAGAAUCAUUCUGGAAAAUCACUUUCACAGUAUGGGCUUUUCGACAUCCCCUCUAACUUUGAUGAAUCAGGAAAUGAGGAUAACGAUAAUGAUAGUGACUUAGAAGCUGAAUUGGCAGCAUUGAGUGGGGGCGGUAAUCCAACUCCUCAAAGAAAAAAACCUGCAAAGAAAAUAUUACCAGAAAGAGAGAUAAAUGCGAUGGUAGCAGAUUCCAUGAAAGACAUUGACGAUGAUGAUGUAUCUGUUGAUGAAAAUGAUCCAGACUUACUCAGCGAACUAAGUGAACUCACAGGUGGUGCAGCUGAAGAUGAUUUGCCUUCUCCACAAAAUGAAACGCAAAGUGCUGGUUCUACCGAUACCAAGAACAUUUUGAGUGAAAGGUUGAAAAAUUAUGAAAUUGCUGAAAAAACAGCAAAAGAAUCGGGAGAAACAAGUAAAUCUAGGCGAUACGGAAGGGCCAUCAAAACAUUGAAAGACCUGUUGAAACAAGCAAAAUCAGGCAAACUAAUAGAUUUGAAUGAUGAAACGGUACCCCCAGAAAUUCAUCCCGUCUCUCAAAAACCACCAAGUCAACCAGUGCCUACUAGACCAGCUCCCGCUAUACCUCCCAGAGCACCAGUUUCACAAGAAGAUGCAGGAAAUAACGUGAGUUCACCACUUCUGCUGCCGGAAACCGUAGAAGAAAAUGUUAGGAAAGAAAAAGAAAACAUAGAUGAAGAGUUGUUGAACAUGCUUCGUGAGCGUCAAAAAGAGUAUAAAGUUGCUGCUCUUUCAGCAAAGAAGGCUGGCGACUCUAAGAAUGCUAUUAUGUUUGUUAAGAUAGCUAAACAAUUCGAGGCAGUUAUUGCUGCAGUCCAAAACGGUCAGGAAGUGGACCUUUCAAAAAUGCCUGGUCCACCAAGUGAAGUGUCUCUUAAAAGCGAGCCCAAAAUUGAGGACAGUGAAACCCAACGAAAUACUGCACCUGAAAUAGCUUUGCCAGAAGAAGCUGCCGGUUUACCGGAGCCACAACUCAUCACAGCUUCCACAGAUUUAGAAGCACUUGAACAACGUUUGGCUUUUUAUAAGGAGCACGAGACUAAAGCUAAAGAAGAGGGAAAUUCUAGUAAGGCAAGACGCUAUGGUAGAUUAGUGAAGCAAUUCGAGCAAGCUUUGAAGUUACAAAAAGCGGGAAAGCCUGUUGCUUUCGAUGAAUUGCCAACGCCACCAGGCUUUGGUCCGUUUCCUACUCUAGCUAAGGCUGAAGCAGCUUCUAAACCAGCAGUAAAUAUGCCAGCACAACCUCCGAAAACAGAUUCAACUGAAAAUGAAGACAAAAGGCAGAUCUCCGCUGAGGGGCCGAAACUUUCUGGAAAUACAACUCACGCUGAGAAACAAGUGCUGAUUUUGUUAGCAAAACAGAAACAGUUCAAACAAGCUGCACUGCACGCAAAGAAACAAGGUGAAAUCAAUCAAGCUAAAGAAUAUCUCAAGCAAGCAAAGGGAUUCGAUAAAUUGAUAGAAGCUGCGCAGGCUGGUUUGCCCGUCGAUUGGUCUUCUAUUCCUGUUUCACCAGAGGCUAAAUCCCAAUUGGAUAACGAAUAUGACAUAAUUAUGUCGGAUGAGUUGGAUGAAAAUAGAUCAGAAGACAUGGACCUAUUAGCUCGUUUAGAAAAUCAGUUACAAAAGCAGCUGAAAAUGUGCCUUACCACAAGAGACCACAACAAAGCACUCGGUGAUGUUGCUAGUAUGAAUAAAUUCGAAAGGUUAGCUUUGAACGUGACGAAGGACCUUGAUGUUAUUAGAAUGGCCCGCAAGUCUUCUAAAAUAGUCCCUAAGUUCCAUUAUGAACAGAAAGAUUUCUCUAUUGUGAAGAGCUUCACCGAGAUAAUGGAUAAUCAAAUGGAAGUGACCAUUCACAGAGGAAUCAACUAUCAAUCAGAUAAUCCAAAAGAGAUUGACACUUAUGUGAAGCUGGAAUUCCCUUUUCCACAGGAUACCCCUUUUAGCGAUAGAACUUCCACAAUAAAAGACACAAAUAACCCAGAGUAUCAGAAAACUUUUGUCAUUCCUAUACAGAGAAAUUCAAGGCAAUGCCAAAGGACUUUCAAAAGGCAUGGUAUUAAAUUUGAAAUAUACUCGAAAGGUUGUUCUUGUUGUUUCAGUGGUUUCUUCAGGAGUGACGUACUCAUAGGAACCGUUAAUGUGAAGCUACAACCCUUAGAAACGCAAUGCGAGAUUCAUGAAAGUUUUGAUCUAUUAGAUGGAAGGAAAAAAGUUGGUGGAAAAUUAGAAGUUCAAAUAAAAUUGAGAACGCCUAUUGUGACCCAACAAGUGGAGCAUAUUCAAGAAAAAUGGCUUAUCAUAGAUCAGUAAAAUAACCUGGUUAGUCUAAUAUCUUGUAUAUGUAAAUAUCCCAGAAUCAAUGAAACAUUUUUAUUUGUCGAAGACAGUGAAA
Molecule: messenger RNA, 2607 nt
Organism: Leptinotarsa decemlineata (Colorado potato beetle)
Lineage: Eukaryota; Metazoa; Arthropoda; Insecta; Coleoptera; Chrysomelidae
Gene: l(2)gd1
Product: lethal (2) giant discs 1
Molecular function (GO): DNA-binding transcription repressor activity, RNA polymerase II-specific
Source: RefSeq, a predicted model, not a curated record